CGCUUGAUGGCGCUUUCAAAUCAGAGCUUCAUUAGAUUAAGCAUCACCUGAUCGGUACAAACAUGGCCAACUCAUCAGAUUUGGUUGUUCUGGACCGCGGUGACAAUGUAUGUGUGACAGUCCAUUUACACGGAGCGACUGUGUUGUCAUGGCAAUGCUGUGGUCAAGAGUGGCUAUUUGUAAGUAAACAAGCUGUUUAUGAUAACAAGAAAGCAAUACGGGGAGGCAUUCCAGUUGUAUUCCCUAAUUUUGGCCCAUGGGACCUAGGACCCCAACAUGGAUUUGCUCGGAUCAGCAGAUGGACCUUAAGUCAAGCACCAA
Messenger RNA from Saccoglossus kowalevskii, 321 nucleotides. RefSeq lists its product as uncharacterized. Gene Ontology annotation, biological process: carbohydrate metabolic process. The record is from RefSeq and is a predicted model, not a curated record. Gene Ontology annotation, cellular component: cytoplasm. Gene Ontology annotation, molecular function: carbohydrate binding; glucose-6-phosphate 1-epimerase activity. NCBI's taxonomy places the organism in Eukaryota, Metazoa, Hemichordata, Enteropneusta, Harrimaniidae.